ACUGUGUGCGGGCCGCUUCACCGCGGAAUUGAUCUGCCCACCACCGUCAAGCUCGCGCGCGCGAUCCAAUCCAACGCGAACCUACUACCCCCGUCUCCCUUUGACCGCGCCACACGCGAUUAGCAGCAGCUCUCCGAUCACCGUCAGGAUUUAUUUAUUCACCAAACCUUGCGAUCGAGUUCCGGGCCGUAUAUAUACUCUCGAGAUCGACAAGGAGAAGCAACCGCCCGGCUGAGACUGAUCCAGACGCAAAAGGCAUCGACCCGGGUCCGAGGCUUCACGAGGCAAGGAAUCUACACCGGCUAGCUAGCAAGACCGCCGAUGGAGAAGAAGCAGCGGAAGCACGCGAGGUCCGGGAGCUUCACGGCCGCCGGGCUGGCCUCCUUCCUCCGCUCCACCGUCGCGUCCUUCUCCUCCAACUUCCCCUCCCGCGGCAGGUCCUCCUUCAACCACCGCAACGCCUUCUCGGGGCCCAUCGUCUCCAUCGUCCCGCCGGAGGCCCGCGGCGGCGGCAGGAGGAAGCGCUCGGGGUACCGGACGCCCGAGCCGACGUCGCCCAAGGUCUCCUGCAUCGGCCAGAUCAAGCGGAGCAGCUCCAGGCGCCAGAAGAAGGUCAACCCCUGCGGCAGGAACGGCGGCGCCUGCCCGCUGCCGCCGCGGCCGGCGGAGGGGACGAAGCCCCGCGGCGGGCCCAGGGGCUCGCUCGUGAAGCGGAUGUCCUUCUUCCGGCGCAGCAGGUCGCGGUCCAGGUCGUCGUCGAAGGACGGCUGCGCCAACGGCAGCUGCACCGUGGCGGCGCCGGCGCCGGCGGGGCUCGGGCAGAUGAAGCGUUUCGCGAGCGGCCGCGCGGCGUUCCAGGACUUCGACUGGCGGGAGGAGGAGGAGGAGGGGAGGAGGAGCCGUGGCAGCAGCGACGGGGAGGACGAGGACGAGGGGUUCGUGGCGCACUCGGCGCCGCUGACGCUCGGCGGCGGGGUGGUGGCGUCCGAGCCCAGGAAGGAGGUCAACCUGUGGAGGCGGCGCCCCAUGGCUCCUCCCACUCCGCUUCAGCUUCCUUAGACCUUAGGCUAGCAGCGAUCGACCUGCAUGCUCCAUGUUCCUUGCAUGCAUGCUCAUCUCUCUGUGUGCCAAUGCCUGUGUUCUCUAGUUUGUACAGCUCGACACGCUUGUGCGAUGAUCCUACAAGUUUAGUUGAUUUUGUAAAUGUGGUGCUCGUCUUUGGAAAGGAAGUAAACAGAGUGUUUGUCUCAGCAA
This is a messenger RNA of Panicum hallii, 1254 nucleotides long. RefSeq lists its product as uncharacterized. The transcript has a single exon. The coding region runs from base 322 to 1059 and encodes 245 amino acids. The record is from RefSeq and is a predicted model, not a curated record. NCBI's taxonomy places the organism in Eukaryota, Viridiplantae, Streptophyta, Magnoliopsida, Poales, Poaceae.